Musa acuminata subsp. malaccensis (wild Malaysian banana) is the source of this 3392-nucleotide messenger RNA. RefSeq names its product coatomer subunit beta'-1. The record is from RefSeq and is a predicted model, not a curated record. NCBI's taxonomy places the organism in Eukaryota, Viridiplantae, Streptophyta, Magnoliopsida, Zingiberales, Musaceae. Gene Ontology annotation, biological process: intra-Golgi vesicle-mediated transport; retrograde vesicle-mediated transport, Golgi to endoplasmic reticulum; endoplasmic reticulum to Golgi vesicle-mediated transport. Gene Ontology annotation, molecular function: protein binding; structural molecule activity. Gene Ontology annotation, cellular component: COPI vesicle coat.
UGGUGUCUCGAGAUCCCGUAGAGCCAAAACCAUCCUCCUCGUCCCGAUCCAUUCUCUCCGACGUCUCACCGGAUCGCAGCUGUUCCUCCCCUCCCUCCUCACCGAUCUCGGCCUUUUCAAACCCUAGCUUUCUAGGGUUCGGGCUCACUGAUUCGCAGGUUUACCCCACUUCGCGACUUCGUGCUCCGUCUGCGGUCUAAAGAUGCCUCUGAGACUGGAAAUCAAGAGGAAACUUUCUCAAAGGUCGGAAAGGGUGAAAUCGGUAGAUCUACAUCCAACAGAGCCAUGGAUUCUUGCGAGUCUUUAUUCUGGUACUGUUUGUAUCUGGAACUAUCAGUCACAGACCAUGGUAAAAUCUUUUGAAGUAACUGAAUUACCAGUCCGCUCAGCAAAGUUUAUAGCACGCAAGCAGUGGGUUGUGGCUGGUGCAGAUGAUAUGUUUAUUCGUGUCUACAAUUACAAUACUAUGGACAAAAUCAAAGUAUUUGAGGCACAUACAGAUUACAUAAGGUGUGUGGCUGUACAUCCUACACUUCCUUGUGUGUUGUCAUCAUCAGAUGACAUGUUGAUAAAGCUUUGGGACUGGGACAAGGGUUGGAUGUGUACCCAAAUUUUCGAAGGACACUCUCACUAUGUGAUGCAAGUGACCUUUAAUCCAAAGGACACUAAUACUUUCGCAAGUGCCUCCUUGGACCGCACAGUAAAGAUAUGGAAUCUUGGUUCUCCUGAUCCAAAUUUUACUCUAGAUGCUCAUUCGAAAGGAGUAAACUGUGUUGAUUAUUUUACUGGUGGUGAUAGGCCUUAUUUGAUUACUGGUUCUGAUGAUCAAACCGCAAAGGUGUGGGAUUACCAAACCAAGAGUUGCGUUCAAACACUUGAAGGCCAUACACAUAAUGUUUCAGCUGUUUGUUUCCAUCCUGAACUUCCAAUAAUAAUAACAGGUUCAGAGGAUGGAACUGUCAGAAUAUGGCAUGCAACUACAUAUAGACUUGAAAAUACUCUAAAUUACGGUCUGGAACGAGUUUGGGCAGUAGGAUACAUGAAAGGAUCAAGGAGGGUUGUUAUAGGAUAUGACGAAGGAACCAUUAUGGUGAAGAUUGGCCGUGAAAUACCAGUUGCUAGUAUGGAGAGCAGUGGAAAAAUCAUAUGGGCGAAGCACAAUGAGAUUCAGACAGUUAAUAUUAAGACAGUUGGAGCAGAUUUUGAGGUGACAGAUGGCGAAAGGUUACCUUUAGCAGUCAAAGAGUUAGGUAGUUGUGAUCUCUACCCUCAAAACUUGAAGCAUAAUCCAAAUGGGAGAUUUGUUGUCGUUUGUGGAGACGGAGAAUACAUUAUAUAUACUGCAUUGGCAUGGAGGAAUAGAUCAUUUGGAUCUGCUCUGGAAUUUGUCUGGUCCACUGACGGAGAGUAUGCGAUCAGGGAAAGUACAUCGAGAGUCAAGAUCUUUAGUAAGACCUUCCAGGAGAGAAAAAGUAUUCGUCCAACCUUUUCUGCAGAGCAUAUUUAUGGUGGGACACUGUUAGCAAUGUGUUCCAAUGACUUCAUUUGUUUUUAUGAUUGGUCUGAGUGCAGAUUGAUACGUCGGAUCGAUGUCAAUGUUAAAAAUCUUUAUUGGGCUGAUAGUGGUGACCUACUGGUUAUAGCUAGUGAUACAUCCUUCUACAUUCUGAAGUACAAUAGAGAUAUCGUCUCCUCUUACCUAGAAAGUGGAAAACCGGUAGAUGACGAAGGUGUUGAAGAUGCAUUUGAGCUUCUUCAUGAAGUAAAUGAGCGUGUUCGAACUGGGAUAUGGGUUGGUGACUGUUUCAUUUAUAAUAAUUCUUCUUGGCGACUAAAUUACUGCGUUGGUGGAGAGGUCACCACCAUGUUCCAUUUGGACCGGCCUAUGUACUUGCUGGGAUAUCUUGCCAGUCAAAGUCGGGUGUAUCUUAUUGACAAAGAGUUCAAUGUUAUAGGUUACACCUUACUCCUCAGUUUAAUCGAGUAUAAAACUCUUGUUAUGCGUGGGGAUUUAGAACGUGCAAGUGAAGUUUUGCCAUCAAUUCCAAAGGAACAUCAUAAUAGUGUGGCUCAUUUCCUGGAAUCUCGGGGCAUGCUAGAGGAUGCUCUUGAAGUAGCAACAGAUCCUAAUUACAAAUUUGAUUUAGCUGUUCAGCUUGGUAGAUUGGAGAUUGCAAAGGCGAUUGCCAUGGAAGUACAAAGUGAGUCAAAGUGGAAGCAGUUGGGGGAAUUGGCUAUGUCUACCGGGAAAUUAGAGAUGGCUGAGGAAUGUCUAUCACACGCUAUGGAUUUGAGUGGCUUAUUGCUUCUUUACUCAGCUCUUGGUGAUGCUGAAGGGAUAACAAAACUUUCAUCUCUUGCAAAGGAGCAAGGAAAGAAUAAUGUUGCAUUUCUUUGUCUAUUCAUGCUAGGUAAAUUAGAGGAUUGCCUUCAGUUAUUGGUGGAGAGUAACCGUAUUCCGGAAGCUGCACUGAUGGCAAGGUCUUAUCUUCCAAGCAAAGUUUCAGAGAUUGUAUCAAUUUGGAAAAAAGAUCUCAGCAAGGUCAAUACAAAAGCUGCAGAUUCUUUGGCUGAUCCAGAAGAAUACCCUAAUUUAUUCGAGGACUGGCAGGUUGCUCUGGCUGUUGAGUCAAAUCUUGCAGAUAACAGGGGUAAGUAUCCUCCUGCUGAGGAAUACUUGAGCUACGUUGAAAAAUCAAACAUUAUUCCCGUUGAAGCAUUCAAAAGCAUGCAAGUUGUUGAAGAGAGCCUGCCUGUUGAAAAUGGUGAUUCUGGCCACAUGGUGAUGGAAGAGGAUGGAGUGGAGGAGGGUCAAGAGGAACCCGUCGAAGUUGAUGUAGAUGAUUCUACAGACAGUGCUGUCCUUGUCAAUGGGAACGAGAAUGAGGAACAGUGGGGUAUGAGUAAUGAAGGGAAUCCAUCAGCUUAAACGCUUUUGGUUGAGCAGCUGUAAAAUUGAAAUUUUGUCUGGUGAUUUAUUGUUUCCCAUCCUCAACUUUCACAUUUUCUAUAGAAAUGUUCCAUUGCUGCUGGUAUUAGAGAAAUAAGGUGUUUUUUAACCUGAAGUGUUGGAUUAGAGCCUCAACCAAGUUAUAUUACUAAAUCAUGUCUCUGUAGCAACCAUGUUCCAAUUGAUUACUCCAUAUUGUCGACAGUUGCUGCAGAAGUUUGAUCUUCAUCUGUAGUGUAAACUUUUUUGUUGCUAGUCUGGAGUCAACUUUUAAUUUCAGCUCUGUAGUUGCACUGUUGAGAGCAUGUUUGGGCCUUUUUUUUUUUGUAUUUGCCCAAGGAUGGAAAAUUGUUUGAGAGAUAAUAUAACUCCAACCAGGUUUUUGUGUACUUGAUGGUUUCCGUUUGUAAAAUACAUCAGAUUAUUGCUCGCAUUCCCUGCA